AUGGCAGGCCUUACAGAAGAGUACACCGCAGAAGAUCUCGCUGCUGACAUUGAAGAGGUUCCAUAUGUCGAACACGAACUGGACCUCGACGAUCAACGGAUCCGUCGGGACGAGCAGAAGGAGGAAGCGGAAGACGGCGGGUUCAUGCCGUCCUCCCAAGGCUCAUCCUCAUCCGAGGGCUCCUCGUGGUGCUCAGCCAGCGACUGCAGCCUGAGCGGGAGCUCCCAGGGGUCCAACCGUCAGACUGACGACGACGACGCUAACGAGCCUGCUGCUGCACAAGCGCAAGAGCAGGAACCCGAUGUCGACUACGACAGCGACGCCGACACCGCGAUGGAGACCUACGAGUAUGGGCUCGAGCACGACGCCGACCGCGAGGCUGGGUUCGGCUCUCAGGAGCCAACUUCAUCGCAAGAACGAGACCAAGAGUACGAUGUCGGCGGCGACAGCGACACUGCGAUGGAGGUCCAGUCGGACGAUGGGCAGGCCCCGCCACCAUUCACCCAGCCCGCCGCCCAACCCGACCCUGCAGCGCUGCCCAGUGUAUUCACUGGCUUCCGGCUGCUCCGUUUGGCUGAGCUGUACCGAAGAGUCAUGCAGCCAGAGCUGUCCGGUUGGCGAGCCGACUGGUACGAGCUGGCCGGCAUCCUGUACGAUCUCAACGAGGUGCAGACGGACUACGUCAGAUACCUUAUGGAUAGGCUUGGGACGCGCGCCAGCGAGAACGUGCUUCACCCUGGGCCUGAAAAUGAGGCAUGGAUACUGCACGUCGCGGGGAUUCACUGGCCGCGCUAUCUCGAGAGUCUCACAGAUACCGUCGAGGAAGAUCUGGCCCCCGGGCCCUCGUAGCACUCGUUUCCCGUUCGGUUGUACAGCAUCGUCGUCGUCUGAUAGUAUUCA
Molecule: messenger RNA, 900 nt
Organism: Trametes versicolor FP-101664 SS1
Lineage: Eukaryota; Fungi; Basidiomycota; Agaricomycetes; Polyporales; Polyporaceae
Exons: 2
Coding region: 1-849 (282 amino acids)
Source: RefSeq, a predicted model, not a curated record